CCUUCUGCUUUCACUUUGCGCAUCAGUCGGGGAAGGCGCAGAGCUACUGUACAGGAGGCUGCACCAAGAGCUUUUUUUUAUUGUUUGUUUGUUUGUUUUGUUUUUCAUCAUGCCCAUUACUUUUUAUUAUUUUUUCACUGAGUAGGCUACAGGAAAUAUAUCUACUUUAUAUCUACUUUGACUGCUCAGUUAAUUUAAAUAAAACAACAACAGAGCAGCAGGCCUAAUUUUAUUAGAUUCAUUUUUUUUUUUUCAUAAAAGAAAAAAAGAGUAUUUGGCAUUGUGUAGCAGGGAGGUCGGGAAUCUCACGGAGAAAAUGCGCGCACGACAACUCGACACCAUAUUUCAUCUGUGUCUGUUAAGCUGCGUGCUCCAGAGCGCACGGUGCCAGCGGGACUCGGCGCCUCUCAGGCGGACCAUCCAGUGGCAGCACGACGGCAGACUCUUCAGCAUCCUGAGUCAGGGCGCGCAGUACGUGCCUCCGUUGAGGAGAAACGGAAACGGAGAUGCAGAGCAGGAGCAGCAGCGGCGGCAGCAGUCUCCGGUCAGACCCCUAACCGUGAUCAGCAGUGGCCAUGCGAGACACAACGAGCCGUCUGGCUCUUCCGCGCCAUCGCACUCACACGGAUCGCGCUUGUUGCCAAGCAGGCGCGCCGGUGCGCCUCGCGGCCGCGUAAACGACACCGCGCGCACGGCUCCUGGGCCGGUUCCGUCUCCGUCUCCGCCACCUCCGAGGGCGCGAGCGGACGCCAUGGUCGGAGACGAUCCUUACAAUCCGUACAAGUACAGCGAACAGGACAACCCGUACUACAACUACUAUGACGCGUAUGAAAGACCAAGACCGAGACAGAGACCCGGAUACGGAACAGGCUACUUUCAGUACGGUUUGCCUGACCUCGUGCCAGAUCCGUACUACAUUCAGGCCUCCACUUAUGUGCAAAGGGUGCCGAUGUACAACCUCCGAUGUGCCGCAGAGGAAAACUGCCUUUCCAGCUCUUCGUACAGGUCGAGAGAUUACGAUACGCGGAUGCUGCUGCGCUUCCCACAGCGUGUCAAGAACCAGGGCACGUCUGACUUCCUGCCAAGCCGGCCACGCUAUUCCUGGGAGUGGCACAGCUGCCAUCAGCACUACCACAGCAUGGACGAAUUCAGCCAUUACGAUCUGCUGGACGCCAGCACUCACUCCCGUGUGGCUGAGGGACACAAGGCUAGCUUCUGCCUGGAGGACACGUCCUGCGACUACGGCUACUAUAGACGCUAUGCUUGUACCGCUCAUACACAGGGUCUGAGUCCAGGAUGUUACGACACUUACAACGCCGACAUCGACUGUCAGUGGAUCGACAUUACAGACGUGAAACCUGGGAAUUACAUCCUCAAGAUCAGCGUUAACCCCAGUUAUCAGGUUCAAGAGUCCGACUACAGCAACAACAUUGUGCGGUGUGACCUUCGCUACACCGGCAACUACGUCUACGCUUCAGGAUGUCAGUUGUCACCGUAUUAAAACGUGUUCAGACCGACAUCCCAAAACGAGGACAGACCGAGGCGACUCUAACGCUAGUCAUCAUGAAGAAAAGCAGUGGAUUUCCACACUGACUGAAUAUGAGAUUUCUGAUACAAUCAUUUUGAAACUUAGAGCAUAUUACCAGAUGAAGCUUAGGUACUGUUCUGUCUUUUAUGAGGGGUUUUUUUUUCUUUUCUUCCUUUGGUUCAUUUUGUUGAUAUUUCAUGUAAGUCGAUAGACAUAUUUUAAUAAAGAUUAUAAAAUGUUUACAAAAAAAAUGAAAUAAGUAUGUUCCAGCUGAAGAUAAAACGGUCAUUCUGGUAGAAAGUGCAAUUUAUUCACCUAUAGGGCCAUGUUUAACUCAGCUCUACAGUGAGGCAGAUUAAAGGUUCAGUCUGAUCCAUGCCGGACAACAAUCAGCUCUUUGAGGAUGUCCGUUUGUUUAUCCUGAGAACUUAUUUAACAAAAGCUCAUAUUACUGCAAGACAUGUAUUACAUGAAAAUGACUUGAAUAAAUAUUCAUUCUCUGA
Molecule: messenger RNA, 2031 nt
Organism: Ictalurus punctatus (channel catfish)
Lineage: Eukaryota; Metazoa; Chordata; Actinopteri; Siluriformes; Ictaluridae
Gene: loxa
Product: lysyl oxidase a
Exons: 7
Coding region: 317-1501 (394 amino acids)
Biological process (GO): peptidyl-lysine oxidation
Molecular function (GO): copper ion binding; protein-lysine 6-oxidase activity
Source: RefSeq, a predicted model, not a curated record